AUGACUUUGACGAAUGGCACACAUCAGCACUCAUUUUUCAAUAUUGAUGAAGUCAAAUCGAAAGCGGUGCUCAAUUUGAUCACACAGCUUAUCAAUGAGGUCACCAACAUCACUGAGACGUUUCCAUUGGAAAAAGGCCAAACCGCCGAGGGUCUCGUCAAUGACGUCGAUGCCAGCAUUCAGAAGUUCCUCGAAAUGGGCUCCUACGCUAUCUCGACGUGUCUCAUCGCGAAAACCGAUCCGCACGCGUUAGAUCAGCUGAAACGAGCGCUCGAUGCCGUUCAAGAUACAGGCCAAGAAAUGUCGCGAACCGGUCGCGAUUUUGUGCGCGAUUCGACGUCGUCAUCGAAACGCUCGAGCGCGGUGAACGCCGGCCGACAGUUGCUCAACGCCGUCGCCUACUUCCUCAUCAUCGCCGAUGCGAUCGACGUGCGCGGCAUCGUCGAGAUGGUCGAUCAUCUACGCGAGACGGUGCAUCGCAUUCAGGCGGCCGAGUCGAAAAUCGAGGUCGACGAGCUCUACAAGUUGCUGAUGUCGCAAAUCGAGGAUCUCGAUGUGACGGUGCGACGGCGCGCCGUCGAUUUGGUCAAACCGAAUCAGCAGGACGAUCUGCUCGCGGCGAGGAAUGCGCUCAAAACGACGGCCCCUCUAUUAUACACCGCCACAAAAACGUUCGUCCGUCAUCCCGAGCACGAUCAAGCGCGAAAGAAUCGCGAUUUUUCGUUGUACGAGAUGCGCGUCGCACUCGACGACAUCGAGCGCGUCCUCAAUGGAGCGUCGCCUCAAUUGACGUUCUCCGAGCACGGUCGAAUCGGCGAUCUCAUCAACGAGAUCGACAUGUUCCAGAAUCGCAUCGAAGUCGAACCAUCGGCGUAUCGUCGCGAGAUUCAUCGACCCGAGCUCGAGGAGCUCGCCGAGCGAAUUGUCAGCGGCUCGGCGUCGAUAGCGGAUGCCGAGAGCACACGCGAAUCGCGAAAACAGAAAAUCGUCGCCGAAUGCAAUAAUUUGAGGCAGGCGCUUCAGGAGCUUCUCACCGAAUAUGAGAAAAGUGUAAGUCGUUUCGACAGAAGCCAAUCGAACAAUGAUGAUAUUCCGUUGGGCAUCGCCGAAGUUCAUCGAAAAACGAAGGAUUUGAGGAGACAUUUGCGUCGAGCCAUCGUCGAUCACAUCAGCGACGCGUUUCUCGACACACAGACGCCGCUCGCGUUGCUCAUCGAGGCGGCGAAAUCGGGCGAUCACGAGCACACGCGCCAUCGCGCCCAAUUGUUCUUUCAGCACGCCGACAAAAUCAUUUCGGUGGCGCGCCUGUCAUGUCGGCUCUCAUCGGACGUCGAAAGCGUCAGCGUCAUCAUGCACACGUCGACGCAACUCGAGAAGUUGGCGCCUCAAGUCGCCGACGCCGCCUAUCUGUUGUGCUCGAAGCCCGACAGCAAAACGACGCAAGAGAAUAUGGAGAGUUUCGCGAAAAUUUGGAUUGACAAGGUUGUAUUGUUGACGACGGCGUUGGACAAUAUCACGACACUCGACGAUUUUCUUGCGGUCAGCGAGGCGCACAUUGCCGAGGAUUGUAAUGAGGGAAUUCAGGCGAUUAUGGCUUCGGUGUCGAAUGCCGGCGAGAACGCGCAUCAAUGCGCGCGCGUCGAUUCGGCGGCGGGCGCGAUUCGCGGUCGCGCUCUUCGCGUUUGCGACGUCGUCGACAAUGAGAUGGACUUUCUGCAGACGUCCGAUUACACGGAGACGGUGAAAUCGGCAGUGAGGAUACUUCGCGACAAGAGGGUCACCGAAUUUUCGGCGCGCGCUGGCGAUUUGGUCGAUCGGCAGCAGGCUUCAGGCGUUUCAUGGAAUGCCACCGACAAAGAAUCCGAGAUGAACGAGUUUAUCAACGCGUGCACAUUGGUUCACGACGCCGUCAAAGAGAUUCGUCACGCGCUUCUGAUGAAUCGAAGUAUGCACGACGUCGAUUCCGACAACGAGUAUGAAGCCGAUGGGCAAACGGCCGCCGACGCGACCAAGAUUCCCGAUCAGGACAAUCAGCAGAAAUUGAUGAGGCGAUUGCCGGAAGAGGAGAAGAAGAAGAUCCAGGCGCAAAUCGACAUCUUCAAGGUGACGCAGACACGAUUCGAGCGCGAAGUGGCGAAGUGGGACGAGAGCGGCAACGAGAUUAUCAGUUUGGCGAAUCACAUGUGCAAAAUCAUGAUGAACAUGACGGAUUUCACGAGAGGUUGCGGACCAUUGAAGACGACGAUGGAUGUGAUUCGUGCGGCGCAGGAAAUAUCUUUGGCUGGUUCGAAGCUCAACAAUCUUGCGCGCCAAAUUGGCGAGGAGAGCGCCGAUUCGCAGACGAAGAAUGAUUUGAUGGCGUAUUUGUCGCAAAUGACGCUCUAUUGCCAACAGCUCAACAUUUGUAGUAAGGUGAAAGCCGACGUGACGCAAGUUGGCAACGAGCUCGUCGUGUCGGCGCUCGAUUCGGCGAUGUCGCUGAUUCAGACGGCGCGCAAUCUGUUGACGGCCGUCGUGCAGACGGUCAAAGCCGCCUACAUUGCGAGCACCAAGUUCCGCCGUCCUAACUCGAACACGGUUCGCGUCGAAUGGCGAAUGGCGCCGCCGCGCAAACAGCCGCUCAUUCGGCCCACCAAAAACAACGCCAUCAUACGACGGGCAUCGGAACGACGGCCGCUUCCGCCGGCGAAAGCGCUCGCCGAAUUCACGUGCGGUUAA
Molecule: messenger RNA, 2718 nt
Organism: Caenorhabditis bovis
Lineage: Eukaryota; Metazoa; Nematoda; Chromadorea; Rhabditida; Rhabditidae
Source: the annotation of a GenBank genome assembly